AGGUUACUGCUUCAUUAGUGGCGCGGCGUAGGCAAACGAGGGACAUGCAAGGUUGAUGCGCGCGGAGCGUGGCUUACAUACGGCUUUAAGCUGUCGGGUAGAGCGUCUGGGCGAUUUGUCAGUGCCAAACAGUGCUGCGACGAUAUACUGGUAUAUUUUGAGCGUGUGUUGCAUUCCAUUUUCUGUUGAUUUCUUCACAGAAGGCAAUGAAUUGACUUUUACUGGCUGUAACUUGGUGUGGUGCUGAUAAGUGCGGAUUUUUGUCUUUGACUUUGUUCACCUUAAAUGACCAGCCUCAUGAUGGAACUUAUUUCCCGUCAAACCGUCUGUUGUGUUUUGCGUCAACACACCAGGCCUUAUCCAUGGACACAUGGAAUGCAUGUCAUGCACCACAGCACGCUGCCAGUCAUCUCAGUACCAAAAAUGAUGCAACAGAAACAGGCAAAUAAGAAGAAGGCUGAAGAGAAAGCCAGGCAUGCAAAACAUCUUCAACAAAUUAGGGAAGAUUCAAGGAAGGGAAAGAGAGAGGUCUGCAUUGUUCGCUGCAAGAAUCACCAACUGAAUCACUACCAGGGCCAAAGCUAUGACAGGACCAAGGGAGUGCGACUGGCAUCCUGUGGCUGGAGGCACAGCCGAGCCAAGGGUGACCACUUCACUAUCUGUAGCAGAGAGGGUUCGGGUCUCUCCAUGUGGCCGACCUCGGACAGUGAGACGCAGCCGCUGACCUUCUCAGACCUGCAGCUCCACCCUGACAUCGUGGCCAACCUGCGGCUGCAAGGUGUCGUCACGCCCACUGAGAUCCAGCGCCGCGCCAUCCCCCGCCUGCUGGACGGCUGCGGCGCGCUACUGGCCGCCGAGACGGGCUGCGGCAAGACGCUGGCCUUCCUGGCGCCGCUGCUGGACCGGCUGUAUCGGCAGCAGCUGCAGGAGCCGGCGGCCGCCGAGCCGGUCAGGAACCGGCCGCGGGCGCUCGUCAUCACGCCGGGCAGGGAGCUGGCCCAGCAGAUCAAGGAGGUGGCCGACGGCCUGGCGCGCGAGCUGCCGCUGCGCGCCCAGCUCCUGCUCGGCGGCCGCACCAAGCGCAAGAUGCUGCACCCUACCCUGCUGGAGAUGGACCUGCUGGUGGCCUCCUUUGGCGCGCUCAGCAAGCUCACCAGCGUCGGCGUGCUGGACCUGUCCCGGGUGACCCAGGUGGUGCUGGACGAGGCCGACACGCUGCUGGACGACUCGUUCCGGGAGGACGUGCGUCGGCUGCUGCACCGGCUGCCGCUGCGCGUCGGCAGCGCGAAGGCGGCGCCGGACGCCCCGCCGGACGCCAGCCUUACUCUGGUCGGCGCCACGCUGCCCAGCGGCGUCGACCGCCUCCUGGACGGACUGGUGACGGGCGACAGCCUGACCAGAAUCACAACGCCGCGACUGCACCGGCUGCUACCGCACGUGGCGCAGACCCUGGUGCGGCUGGGCCCGACCGAGCGGCCCGAGGCGCUGCUGCGGCUGUGCCGGCAGGCUCGCGACCACCACCAGACGGUGAUCGUGUUCAGCAACAAUGCCCACACGUGCAACUGGGUGAGCCUGUACUUGAACGAGCAGGGCAUUGACUGCCUGAACAUCAACGGCGAGAUGCACUACAAGCUACGUCAGGGCCGCUGGCACGCGUUCCUCUCCGGCCAGCCAGCUGUGCUCUCCUGCACCGACAUCGUGUCCCGCGGCCUGGACAGCGCGCACGUGCACCACGUGGUCAACUUCGACUUCCCCUGGAACACGUCUGACUACGUACACCGAGCGGGCCGCGUGGGCCGCGUGGGCGGCAUCGCCGACGGCAGCGUCACGAGCUUCGUCAGCCGCCCGCUGGAGGUGGAGAUGGCGCAGCGUAUCGAGAUGGCGGCUCGCACUGACCAGGAGCUCUGGAACGUGGACGCCAACAUCAAGCAUAUCAUCGAGCGGCGGAUGCUGCGGAAGGCGGCGAAUGCGGAGUCGCGAAGGCGGAGCUGAAGCCGCCACCGCUGCCUCUGACCGGUCGGCUUGUCGUGUGUGCGUGAUGGCAGUGAGGGGGUGGGUGUGAUGAUCACAUGGCUCCAGCGCACGCCAGUCGGUGUGUUUUCUCUUGUAGAGACAGGUUAUGGUAUUUUGGAUGUUGAGGGAAUGCCAUGAACGCUACUGUAUGGUUAUGUCAGAUGUUUCUGAAUACAACGACGAGGAAGA
Messenger RNA from Pollicipes pollicipes, 2202 nucleotides. RefSeq names its product putative ATP-dependent RNA helicase Dbp21E2 (gene Dbp21E2). Bases 286 to 1992 code for a protein of 568 amino acids. The transcript is spliced from 11 exons. Gene Ontology annotation, molecular function: ATP binding; RNA helicase activity; nucleic acid binding. The record is from RefSeq and is a predicted model, not a curated record. Lineage: Eukaryota; Metazoa; Arthropoda; Thecostraca; Pollicipedomorpha; Pollicipedidae.